Messenger RNA from Hermetia illucens (black soldier fly), 2911 nucleotides. Its product is annotated as zinc finger protein 420-like. Lineage: Eukaryota; Metazoa; Arthropoda; Insecta; Diptera; Stratiomyidae. The transcript is spliced from 6 exons. Gene Ontology annotation, molecular function: RNA polymerase II cis-regulatory region sequence-specific DNA binding; DNA-binding transcription factor activity, RNA polymerase II-specific; zinc ion binding. The record is from RefSeq and is a predicted model, not a curated record. The coding region runs from base 284 to 2809 and encodes 841 amino acids. Gene Ontology annotation, biological process: regulation of transcription by RNA polymerase II. Gene Ontology annotation, cellular component: nucleus.
UUGCAGAGUUGUAAAUGGUGCCAUCACCUCAUGAAUCCUUUGAAUUCCUAUAAUAACGCGACAGUCCCUCGCCCGCAUGUAUUAACGUCAGGAUAAAAAGUUACAUCACAGAGAUGAAUUGCAAGGCGUUCUUCUUUGCCGCAGUGCUGACAACUACCGGCCGUUGAAGACUCAAAUCCAUGAAACAUUCUUGACAGCGAUCGGAUUUUCUGGCAUAUCGAGAAGAGCUUCCUUCUCUUCAGCAAAUAACUCUACAGCACUGGAACAAUAAACGCAGGACAAUAUGACAGAAACAAUCGUCAAACAUGAGAACAUCGAGCUAAAGUGUUUCGUCUGCAGCCGGGAAAUGCAGCAGGGCGACUUGGCCUUCUGCCUGUUCAGCGAGAGGUAUAAACCUGACGGGACUCAGGACACCGCAAUAUCGGAGGUGCUGUCGUCGAUUCUAUCGCUGGAAAUUUUAGAGGACGGUUCCCAAUCAAAGAUAAUAUGCGAAAAGUGCAACAGUCGUCUCAACAAAUAUGAGGAACUUGAACAGCAAAUGCUUGAAAUUAAGUACAAAAUUAUACAAGAUUUCAGCGUAACAUCUCGCUUGGACAAUGGUGAAAUGCAAUUUGAAAUUGAAGAGUCAUUUGAUAUGGCCAUUGAGGAACAGUUUGAGCAGCAGGUGGACAACGAUCCAAAGGAUCUCCAACCGGACCCAGAGCAAAUAGCGAACAGUGCGGAGACAUCAAAUGCCGAUCUCUUAUCUUUGCUUUCUAACCAUAAGGGUGUCUCUGAGUCUAUGGAAGACCGGAGCGUUGCUAGAAACAAUGUCGUCAUUAAGGAAGAAAAUUUAGAAUCAGAACACGAAGAAGAAGCAUACUUCGAUCCUAGUACGGGUAAUAUGGUGGAAAUAAUGACGGAUGGCAAUGUUGAUUACGAUCAAUUAAUGGAUGGCGGCACGACAGUUCAAAAUAGUAUAAUUCCUAAUUCCAGAUCCUCGCCAAACGAAAGUAACGUGGAAUGUAGUGAGGACGACAAUCUGGACACUCGGUCCUUCGUGUUUUUCAAUGGGCUGAAGUACAUGUGCUUGAUCUGCUCUUCCGAAUCAUCAGAAGAAGAGCAAACAAGCGAAUAUGAUGAUGUCGAUUCAGUUCUAAGACAUUUGAAGGACGUCCACGACGUUGUCGCUUUCAUUUGUGAAAUUUGUGGAGAGGAUUUCACAAAGCAAGAAAAUCUCUCUCAGCAUGUGCAGGAAAAGCAUGAUCAAUCUGGAAAGGAAAAUUUCAGCGCGAAAGUGGUCGAAGAACGAACUCCGUACUAUACAUUUAAUGGAGAGAAUUUUUCAUGUCUAUUAUGCCCCCCAGAUUCGGAUGCUGCCAAAACAAAGUGUGUGGCACGGACGAUGUCAGCACAUUUUAAGGCUGUCCAUAACUUGCGAGUUUACAUUUGCGAUAUUUGUGGCAUCGAUUUUAAAAAGCGGAUGGAAGUCACAGAGCACGUGGAUGAGGUGCAUGGAGGCACUGAUGAUGGCGAAUUCAUAUGUGAUACUUGCCAAAGGGUGUUCACUAAUCUGCGUCAAUUUCGCAUCCACAAACGUUUGCAUUACACUUCCACUAAAUCGUACCAAUGUAGUCAAUGCGAUAAGAAAUAUAGUUCAAAAAAUUUACUGGAUGAACAUAUGAAUAUGCACACCGGUUUACGCCCGUACAAGUGUCCUAUUUGCACCAAAGAUUUCGCCUCUAAAUACACUUUAACUGCCCACAUGAAAAUCCAUUCCGAGCGUCCAAGGCCUUUCACUUGUAAGCAGUGCGGGAAGGCUUUCUUCAGUGCCCAGAAUUUGUUGCAACACGAAAAGAUUCAUACAGGAUUGAAAGAAUUCGUUUGUGAAGUAUGCAAUAAAGCAUUCGGGACUCAGCACAAUUUAGAAGUUCAUAAAAUCAUACAUACCGGCUACAAACCAUUUAUCUGUAGAACUUGCGGCAAGGCUUUUGCUAGACGAGCGGAGAUAAGAGACCAUGAAAGAACUCAUACAGGUGAAAGACCAUUCGUUUGUGACAUUUGCAAUAUGUCUUUCGCCCAACGCUCCAAUCUCACCACUCAUAAACGAGCUACACAUUUGAAUGACAAGCGAUAUAAGUGUGAACAAUGUGACCGGUCGUUCAAACGGCGACGUUUGCUUGAUUAUCAUAUCAGAGCAUCACAUACGGGAGAGCGCCCGUAUGUCUGCGUGUUGUGCAACGCAACGUUUGUAUAUCCAGAACAUUACAAAAAACAUUUGAGGAUACAUAGCGGGGUUAAACCAUACUCUUGCGAAGUUUGUGGAAAGUCGUUUAACAGCCGCGACAAUCGUAAUGCUCAUCGCUUUAUACAUAGCGACAAGAAACCGUACGAAUGCCUCGUUUGUGGCCAGGGAUUUAUGAGAAAGCCCUUGCUUUAUACGCAUAUGCAACAAUCAGGACAUGUCAACGAUACCAUCAUCAUAAACCAGCCUCGCAUUAUGAGUGAACCAGAGAGUAAGAAGGGAGCCGACGAAAAUGUUCUAAUCGAGAUGGUGAAAGAUGAACUAGUUGAAGAACAGCUAAUUGAUGGACCAAGUCAAUAUGCCACAAGUGCCGAUGAAGAAAUCGACGGCGUUAUCGACGACGACAAUUCUAUUUCGAACGAAAUGCUCGAAGUUGAUCUCACCGAAGUUAUGAACACAGAUCAAUUUGUAGUGCGCUAUGAAGGUGAUUCGGAAGCAAUGCAGCUUGUUCAAAUCCGUACAAAAGAUGAGACUGGUAAAGAUGCUUUUGCAUGGGUAAAUCUCGUUUCCGAAAAGGAUAGUUAAGUGGUUUAGGUGUUGGAUAAGAUAUUUGCUUGAUUUUUUUGUAUGCAAUCGACUGUUGGAAAUACAGAGGACUGUUCAAGAUAAAGGAGCAGAUUGAAUGAC